Messenger RNA from Pseudonaja textilis, 509 nucleotides. Lineage: Eukaryota; Metazoa; Chordata; Lepidosauria; Squamata; Elapidae. The record is from RefSeq and is a predicted model, not a curated record.
CGAGGCGGAAGUAGAACCAACAACAAGCGCGCGCGCUCCGGAAGUAUUUAGAAAAGUUUACGGCUCGAUGCUUUUGCUUGGAUUUGAGUGACUUUAGUUGCUGGCGUCGUCGUUGCCGCCAUGUUUCUGACGGUGGUCAAUUCCAAGAAAACCAAAUCAAAGUAUAUACUUGUGAGAAUGCUCAGUGAAGCAGGAACGGGCUGUUCUUUUAAUGUAAAAAGACUCCGGCUUCAAGACAAGCUGGUAAUGCUAAGCUAUGAUCGCUUUGUCAAACAGAAAGUCCUCUUCAAAGAGCAAAAAAAGAUCUGUUCUGUGUAACUCAUGCUUGGCUAAGAAGAUUUGCAAAGAUGUAUACAAGGAAAUACGAAGUUAGCAAUGCUGAAAAGAGAAAAUGAACUGACAUGGUCAAAGUCAAUUGUAAAUAAUAUCAUUGAAGGAUAUUUAGAAGAUGGAUCGUCAUCAAAAACUUUGUUUUCACAAUUGUGAAUUAAAACUCUGAAUCCACUGUG